AUGCCACAUUUCCCCUCAAACGCAAGUUACGCAACCAGCCGACUGCCAUACCCGGUACGAUCAUUGCAUGAGGAUUUCCUAGCCGUGUAUAUCCCAUUCGAGGCUAGUGAUCGCAACGGAAGUUUUGGGAUAUGGUUUUCGUUCUCCAGCGACCCGGUUGUCCUCCAGCGACAUAACACCGCUAACACCCAAGACCAGUUCCAAUCCCAUGCCCGAGGCAAGGGUGGAUUUCUUCAUUUUGUUGAGCAUGGAAACGGCCAUUAUUCCAAACACGAGCGUGAUAUAGAUGGUGACGUCAAGAUGGCUGACAUAUUCGAUCGCCGCGACAGCACAAGCGAGACCAUUGAACGAGCCUUGGACGAAAUUUUGAAUAGCAGAAAAUGA
Molecule: messenger RNA, 384 nt
Organism: Histoplasma capsulatum G186AR
Lineage: Eukaryota; Fungi; Ascomycota; Eurotiomycetes; Onygenales; Ajellomycetaceae
Exons: 1
Coding region: 1-384 (127 amino acids)
Source: RefSeq, a predicted model, not a curated record